Messenger RNA from Aspergillus fischeri NRRL 181, 1614 nucleotides. Its product is annotated as WD40 repeat domain-containing protein. Gene Ontology annotation, biological process: mRNA splicing, via spliceosome. The record is from RefSeq and is a predicted model, not a curated record. The transcript has 3 exons. Gene Ontology annotation, cellular component: U4/U6 x U5 tri-snRNP complex. NCBI's taxonomy places the organism in Eukaryota, Fungi, Ascomycota, Eurotiomycetes, Eurotiales, Aspergillaceae. The coding region runs from base 1 to 1614 and encodes 537 amino acids. Gene Ontology annotation, molecular function: protein binding; U4 snRNA binding; U6 snRNA binding.
AUGGACAAUUCAGAUCAUCGCUCCAAACGUCGCCGACUAGAGAGACUGUCUACGCAGAACAUCAGCACUCCCGAGACUAAACAUGUUUAUUCGCCCAUCGACUCCUCGUCGGAUGAGCUCGCGGCUCUCUCCGACCAUGACGAGCAACGUCGUCGCGUGAGCUGGACUGCGCAAAAGGUGUACCCGCCUAAAAGACCGUACCGUCGAACGCGGAGCUUCAGCGGCUCAGAAUCUCCGGAUGAACUGGCCGUCGAUGCCGACGUCUACUGGCGGUCCCGCAACCGCGGACGCAGCCCGUCGCACUCCGAAACCAGCGCCCAGGAGCAGCUGUCAGAGCGCUAUCAGGAUGACGAGCUUGAGGCAGAUGAAGAGGAGAGCGCGGGGGACGUAGAGGUUGACCAGGAGUAUUCGGACCGGUCGCCUACGCCAGUGCCUCCGCCGGCCCCUCCGCCGCCGCCCAAGCCGGAGAAACUGACUUAUCAGCAAAAGUUCUUGCUAAGAGGGCAUCUGCGGGGGGUAUCGGCGGUGAAAUUCUCUCCUGAUUCUACCAUGAUCGCCAGUGGAGGGGCCGACGGGGCCGUCAAGGUUUGGGAUACGCGCAGCGGGAAGCUCAUCCAUACAUUCGAGGGGCAUUUGGCGGGUAUUUCUACGAUAUCGUGGAGUCCGGAUGGGGCUACGAUCGCGUCGGGGUCGGAUGACAAGACCAUCCGGCUGUGGAACGUGUUGACGGGCAAAGCUCAUCCAAUUCCAUUUGUCGGCCACCACAACUACGUCUACCAAAUUGCCUUUUCCCCAAAGGGCAACAUGCUGGUCAGCGGAUCCUACGAUGAAGCUGUCUUCCUAUGGGACGUUCGGUCCGCCAGUGUGAUGCGGUCGCUGCCAGCGCACUCCGACCCGGUCAGCGGGAUCGACGUCGUGUGGGACGGAACGCUCAUCGUCUCCUGCGCCACGGACGGGCUGAUUCGGAUCUGGGACACGGCGACGGGCCAGUGUCUGCGGACGCUCGUGCACGAGGACAACCCGCCCGUGACGGCGGUCAAGUUUUCGCCCAACGGCAAGUUCGUGCUCGCCUGGACGCUGGACGACUGCGUGCGGCUGUGGAACUACGUCGAGGGUCGCUGCAUCAAGACGUAUCAGGGUCACGUGAACCGGAAAUACAGCUUGCUGGGCGGGUUCGGGAUCUACGGGCUGCCGGGGGCGCCGCCGGAAGCGUUCGUCGUCAGCGGAAGCGAGGACGGCUCGAUCCUCUGCUGGGAUGUGGUGAGCAAGAAGAUUCUGCAGCGGCUUGAAGGGCAUAAUGGGGUGGUGCUGGGCGUGGAUACGUGCAGUCUGGGAGGGCAGCGGCUCAUGGUGAGCUGCGGACUGGACGGGACGGUACGGGCCUGGGAGGAGGUGGAGGAGAAGGAGGAGGCAGCCGAAAGUGAUGAUGUCGCCGUGAAAGCUGAAGUGAACGGAGACGGUGCUGACGAUAGUCGCAUCGGCAAUGCCGCAAAUGGAGUCAUCGCAGACGAAGCAGUCAACGGUCUCAAAACCGAACCACCUACUCCGCAACCCCAAGAGGGGGACGGCCCUGACGAAACCAAAGACCAAGACGGCGACACACCGAUGGAAUGA